CUGAGUCUCACUAUCUGUGCUGUAUAAGUUAGAUUUUGCAGCAGGCUGUCAGGAGACGGAAUGUGGAGUAGGAUAAUGAUGUACGUAAGUGGUAGGGGGUGCAGUGUACUGCCACUGUGAAUUCGCAUCUGUGUAUGAAGCUGUGGUUGACGUCCUCCGAAAUGCGAGAAGAGGAGAUGUUUGCAUUUUUUUUUUAGAUUCGUUUUUUAAAUGCAAAACUGUCAGGGAAGCGGGUGUCCUUCUCCUGUCUAGUUAUUAAAAAGGACUUGAGUGAAGGGGAAAUUGUCAAGAUGGCAGCGGUAGGAGGAAUAGGAAUGUGCUGGCAGUAAUCUUGGGUUUUUUACUGUUAUUUUUUCCCAAAGCGAUUUUCAGCGUUGCAGUCUACCUGGAGCCUGAAGAAUGGAUCUUUGAAUAAAUACGGACCAGCAAAGACAGACGCAAUUGUAAUUUAUUUUUUAAAUGUACAUUACAUAUUUGUUUUCUGUACGGUGCUGAGGUGCGGAGACGAUUUGUAGUUAAAUCGCAUUGGUACGACGUUGGAUCCUUCUUUGCUUUACUACGAGGACUGACUCUUUGGUGGUAUACGCCGUAGUACUCAUUGGAUCCAGAGAACUACAGUGUCUGGCCUGUAAAUAUUAAAUUGCACAGCGAAUAACUAGCGGAAUAACUCGAGAUCAUCCUGGGAUAUACCUGUGGUUUGCAGCCGUACUGCAAUUACACCACACUAAACAUAUGGGAUUUAACAUUGGAUGUGGGUAUGGUGAUGAAGAACGCCUCAAGCUGGAAGAAACUUACUGGGAAAAAAAAUAUUUUGCUUUAUCCAAUUUGCAUUUUUUAAAACAAAUCGCCUCUUUUUAUUAUUCACAACCGAGUUUUUUUUAUUUAGAACUUGCAUUUUGUUAGGCUUUAAAUUUACGUUUACUUUCCCCGUGAACGCAACUUCUAAUAUGUGAAACGCAUUCAUGGAAUGCGACUUUGACAGGCAUCCUGUGGUGAUUUGUUGAGUGAUCGUUUUGUGGCAGGGACUAACGAGAGAGCAAGAAAAGAUGGCAGAAGCACCUCCCCCUGACCCUCUUUCCCCGCUGGACGUUGAGAUAGACCCUGAUUUCGAGCCACAGAAGAGGCCAAGGUCCUGCACCUGGCCUUUACCCCGACCUGACCUGCAGUCCAAUGUGGAGAAGCCCGAAGCCACUGACACGGACAUUAUCCCGGAGGAAGAGGACGAUGAGGACGACACUGCCAAUUCUAUGACCAUCAAUGCCAAUGGCACCCUGAGCAACACCAGCACGACAAGGGAAGACCAAAACAGUCCAAGCGCCCUCUUAGUGGACGCGAUAGGUGCAGCGGCGACUGGCCAGGAGAACGCAGGGUCCCCGCUCUCGUCCCAGUCCCCGGGCACGGCUGGAAGCGGCUCCAGCGGCGGCCUGGGGUCCCAGCAGCCGAGGAAGUCCUCCUCACGCCGGAACGCCUGGGGCAACCUGUCGUACGCAGACCUGAUAACCAAAGCCAUAGAGAGCACGCCGGACAAGAGGCUCACCUUGUCCCAGAUCUACGACUGGAUGGUCAGGUGUGUCCCGUACUUUAAGGAUAAAGGCGACAGCAACAGCUCGGCCGGGUGGAAGAAUUCCAUCCGACACAACUUGUCGCUGCACAGUCGUUUUAUUCGGGUGCAGAACGAGGGCACUGGGAAGAGCUCUUGGUGGAUGAUCAAUCCGGAUGGUGGGAAGGGUGGCAAGGCCCCGCGCCGACGGGCCGUUUCCAUGGACAACAGCAACAAGUACAGCAAGAGCCGGGGGCGCGCAGCCAAGAAGAAGGCAGCUUUGCAAGCAGGGCAAGAGGGGGGUGCGGAGAGUCCCUCCAGCCAGCUCAACAAGUGGCCGGGGAGCCCUACCUCUCGCAGCAGCGAUGAGAUGGACCCCUGGACCGACUUCCGCUCGCGCACCAACUCCAAUGCGAGCACCAUCAGCGGACGCCUCUCGCCAAUCUUAGCCAACCCUGAGCUGGACGAGGUGCCUGACGACGACGCACCGCUGUCCCCCAUGCUGUACUCCAGCCCCAGCAGUCUGUCCCCUUCGGUCAGCAAACCCUGCUCCACAGAGCUCCCCAGGCUGGCAGACUUGGCCGGUACUAUGAAUCUCAAUGAAGGGCUCUCGGACAACCUGAUGGAUGACCUUCUUGACAACAUCAACCUGACCCCCUCCCAGCAACAGUCUCCAGGGAGUGUCAACGGCAGCAAUGGGGGUGGCGGGAUCAUGCAGAGGAGCUCCAGCUUCACCUACGGCUCCAAAGGCACGGGCCUGGGUUCCCCUUCUGGCAGCUACCCCAACUCCAUCUUCGGCACCCCGUCCCUCACUGGCCUACGCCAGUCGCCCAUGCAGACCAUCCAGGAGAACAAGCAGGCCACUUUCUCUUGCAUCUCCCACUUUGGCAACCAAACCCUGCAGGAUCUGCUCAGCUCAGACUCGCACAGCCACAGUGACGUCAUGAUGACUCAGUCGGAUCCUCUCAUGUCGCAGGCCAGCACCUCCGUCUCCUCGCAGAGCUCCCGCCGGAACAUCAUGUUGCGCAGUGACCCGAUGAUGUCCUUCACCGCCUCCCAGUCGAACCAGGGAAGCCCUGUGAACCAUGGGAGCCUGCUGCACCCUCAUCCCCAUUCUCAGAACUCGCUGGGGGGAAGCCGGGCUGGGUUGUCCAGCCUGGUCAACGGGGGCAUCGGCCUGGCCAAUGAGACCAACAGCCUGGUUUCUGCCAAGCACCAGCUCCAGUCUCCCAGUGGCAGUAACCAAUCUAUGCAAAUCUGUAGCUCUGACUCUUCCUUAUACUCCAGUCUCAGCGAAAGUGGCAUCACCCUUCCGUCCAUGAAUCAGGACAAGUUCCCUAGUGACCUUGACCUGGACAUGUUUAAUGGCAGCCUGGAGUGUGAUAUGGACUCCAUCAUCCGCAGUGAGCUCAUGGAUGCUGAUGGUUUGGACUUCAACUUUGAUUCGCUCAUCUCCGCUCAGAAUGUUGUCAACCUUAAUGUGGGGAACUUCACUGGUGCUAAACAGACCUCCUCCCAGAGCUGGGUGCCUGGUUGAAAAUCCACUCUCUUUUACAGGACUAGAGAUGGGCAGAGCAGAUCCUUAAUGUGAUGCAAGACCCAACACAAUAUCCUUUGCCAAACCAGCCGUCAGCACGAUGCGGAUAGUAGUCUGUUUUCAGAACACAGCCACUUGAGAAUUUUACCAUUGUUCCCACAAAAUGAAGACAUUCAGUCAACAGAAGAUACUUGCUUCAGCUUUAAUGAAGUUCCCGGCAAAAAAAGAAAAACUAAUUAAAAAAAUUAUGCAAUCUUUUCUGAAAAACCUGUAACAAAAACAUGCACCGACUCCAGAGAGAUAUAUUGUUUUAAAAGUGAACUUGCAAGUAUAAUGUAGCCUUUUACAGUAGUUUCUGUAAAAAUGUUAUGUGGUAUUAUUAUCCUAUAAAGUGGUUUAUGGGGAUGUUUUAGUUUUAAUUUCUUCUUGUUUUUUUUAAUAGUUUUUAAUGUUUAAAGUUUAUGUUCAUUUUUCUAAUAAUUACCUUUCCAUGGUGUCCAUUUUAGAAGUAUGUAUCCAGUUGAAAUAAUUAAAGAGAAAGUAACAAAAAAUCAGGGAAAUAAUCAUUUUGGCAACAUUGUUUCCAUCACACUCAGAUAUCUGCCUUGUUGAUCAUUAUUAUAAAGGAAAAAGGCAAGACACAGGAAGGCUUUACUUUUAUAAACUGGUGCACGUCAUUUGUUUUGGGUUUUUUUUUUGGUUGUUUUUUGGGGGGGUUUCCAUUAUUUUCUGUAAUACCUUAACCCCUAAUUAUACAUGAUUCGGAAGCAGUGAUUUAAGACGGAUAAUAAAUGUUUAUGUGUCUGUAACUAUAGAAUCUGUAAGGAUUCUGUCUGGUAUACUGCAGUACUUAGGAAAUGGGAUAGCCUUUAACAGGGCUGUGGUGACUCAGUCCGAUAUAAUACAGUAUGAAGCCAAAACCUGUUCUAGCAUUGUGUACGUUGCUAUGCCCUAUUGGGUGCUAAACAGUGUUCAGCCUGUCUAAAUGGGCUUUUUAAUUUCCAGCUGACAAAGGAAGAGGUAGUGAUAACUAAGAAGAAAGCCUGUUUGGCAUCACAUGGCAGUGUUAGAGUUAAAUAUCCAUUUGGAAGCCAUUUUAUUGAGGAAGUGAUAAGCUAUCUUGUAUAUUGCCAAAAUUACUUGAACAUGUAGAAGAUGCUGGCAGCCAAAAAAGCAAAAAAAAAAAACGAUACAAAAGUUUUAAUUCAGAAUGUUUCUCUGUGUGAAUUAGGGACUUUCAUAUAUGCAACAGCCCCAGUGCUUAUGACGUUUAGGGUAUAGACAACAUCAGACAUGGGUCUAGUUAAAUGGUUCUCAGCUUUUUAUUUUUCUUUGUAAGAAACAGAUUCUUAAAAUAAUAAUGAUGUGUAAUCUUUUUCUUCUAGAAAAAGAGGAGUCAAAAAACAUAAUCAGCUUUUGCAUUCUUUUUUACACAAAAUAACUGCCUUUCUUUACUUCAUACGCAAAACUGAAGCAUUCAUAGAAAUGCCACAGUUAAACAUUCAUUUCCUCUUAAUGCAUUUUUAAAAACAUUCUACUUAUCCUACUUGUUAUACAGUACAUAUAUAUAUCUAUUUAUGCAUACACACUACACACUGUGUGUGAUACAUAUAUAUAUGUGUUAAUAUAUGUGCAUAGCUACCGUUAAUUUUCUACUAAAACCAGGAAAAGUGAAUAGUAGAAGUACAAAUAUAAAGAGAGAGCUCUGAAGGUAGGGUAAGAAUAAGAGAAAACUACGUGAACACAGGCUGCCAGGGAAGCUAAAAAAAAGUGAACUUGAUUUCUGGUGCAGCUCACUAUUUGAGUAGUUUCAAGCCUAUUUCUUUGGAGUAGACUGUGGAGGUUUCUUGUUUUAUAGGAUAUUGUAAUGCCUAAUAUAUUUUAAUAUGAAGCCGGGGCAGAUCAUUAUGCAUGGCUGGUAGGUUAUUGCAUUAGCAGUGCAGCCCGAAGUUUAGUGCAUGACCAUCCUUCACACAGAUUACCCAUGUGUCACUGACACCCCCAGUCCUGCGUGACCCCCCAGCACAUGAAAACCUGACCUCCACCUCCACCUUCUCCACACCCCAAGAAAAGUAGCUUUACAGUGACACCGAUCAGUAUGAUGGAUCUUCCUUAGACAAUAUCGUAACUUUGAACACCUGUCCCAUUUUAUAUAGCAGCCCUGCCAGUCCCCACCCCCUCCUGUACUGCUCCUCAGUGUUCUCGCAUUGCCGUUCACUGAACGUGUACUUUCUGUGAUGACGUGAGUAGGAUAAUAGCAUAUCGGCAGUUCUUGCAAAUUAGUGAUUUUUCUCAUUCCUUUCUUUUGAGACAUUUUCAUCCGCGGCACUUAUUAAGGUAGUAUGACAGGGAAGGCUGUGGGACAAUCAGGAAGCCAAGAGGGAAAAAAAGGGAAAGUUGGGUUUGGAAUAAGCACUGUUUGGUCCUGUCUGAAACACGUCCACUAAUUUAUCAGUCUGUGUAAUCAGAAAUUCUUCGCCUGUGUUAAUCAUGAAUUCUGAGAGAAGUAGGGUACAGAUUGGACAAAGUGAUGCACUGAAACAUCGGGCUCUGGUCUGGUCUAAACCUCUGGGUGCUUAUAAAAAUGCAAAGGAGCUGGUUUGGAGGAAGCAGAAUUUCCAUGUGCAUGUGACGGAAGAUAAUGGAGUCCAAGAUGGGUUUCAUUGGCUCGCCAGUAAAGAUUCCACAGCAGCUUUGCAUUUUCCUCAUAACAUUUCUGUUUACAAAGUUCAAGAAGGGUUAAAUUCCUUCCUCCACCUUCACCACCUCUCCUUUUCCCCCCUCUCUUUUGUCUCUGUGUUUCUCCUUUGCCAAAAAGAAAAUGUAAACUAAUGCAAUAUGUGUUUGAACAGGCUAUUUUAGAUAACCCUCACACUUUCAACGAGUGGCUAAGUAUCUUUCUUUUUAUUUGGGGGUGGGGAAGUCCUGAGCUGUAGUUUUUUUUUUUAAUGUGAGAGAUUUUGUAAUCACAAGAAAAUGAGAACAUACUACCUUAAUAGUGGAUAACCCAUCGAACUUAACCUUUCUCCCUUUGAUCUCCAGUAGUAAAGCGCUUCUACUUGAUGUUAGUGGAUAUUUCCCUGUGUAUUCCAUUUUGAAUUGUAAUCUAGUUUGUACAAGAAAUGGUGAGCAUGUAAAUAAAGCUCGGUGAAGCUCUACAGUUUCUCA
Messenger RNA from Lepisosteus oculatus (spotted gar), 6245 nucleotides. RefSeq names its product forkhead box O3b (gene foxo3b). Gene Ontology annotation, molecular function: RNA polymerase II cis-regulatory region sequence-specific DNA binding; DNA-binding transcription factor activity, RNA polymerase II-specific. Gene Ontology annotation, cellular component: mitochondrial matrix; nucleus. The record is from RefSeq and is a predicted model, not a curated record. NCBI's taxonomy places the organism in Eukaryota, Metazoa, Chordata, Actinopteri, Semionotiformes, Lepisosteidae. Gene Ontology annotation, biological process: regulation of transcription by RNA polymerase II.